Messenger RNA from Cricetulus griseus (Chinese hamster), 435 nucleotides. The record is from RefSeq and is a predicted model, not a curated record. NCBI's taxonomy places the organism in Eukaryota, Metazoa, Chordata, Mammalia, Rodentia, Cricetidae.
UCCUCACCUCCUAAGCUCCACCUCCAGCUGAGUUUUCUAAUCGUGUUCUUCCGGUCGAGGCCUCCUCUUUGCCUUUUCCUCCGCCAUCGUGUGUCGUUCUCCUGAGUUGGCUUCUCACCAUGUCUUCUCACAAAACUUUCAGAAUCAAGCGAUUCCUGGCCAAGAAACAGAAGCAAAAUCGUCCUAUUCCUCAGUGGAUUCGGAUGAAAACCGGUAACAAAAUCAGGUACAACUCAAAGAGAAGACACUGGAGGAGAACCAAGCUGGGCCUGUAAGGAUUCAUACAAUCAAUGUCAGGACUUGAGAGUUUGUACUGAAUCAUGAUCAAUACCAUGUAUGCUGCCAGAUGGAGUUCAACAUUGUUAAUCGGGAGACUUGUUCAUGCUUAAGCUGGGAAUGGUUUUGUCCUGUAAUAAAAAUAUAGAGCCUUUCAAA